GGUGAGAAGAGAGAAAAGCCGAGCAGGUAAGCAGCCGAGCCACGGGCAGACUGCGACGCGCGCUCCACGCGAGACCGUGCGUGUACCCUCGUCGGUCAGACCGGGGUCAGUCAGGGUCCUGCUGUUAGCCAGGACGCUCCGAGAGCAUCUUCCGGAAGACCAACCAACGGACAGCUGUCGGGCUACCUGUGCAACUCUUCUUUGCUCUACGGAUCAUCCGAUUCCGUCUACUUGCUCGUUUCAUCGACCGUCUCUGACGAUCGGAAGAAAAUUAUUCUGUUACCAACUGCGUACAACCGCAUACAACGUUACUUCGCUGUGAUAGAAAAAUCAUCUGGCUGGAAAGAGUGUUGAAAAUACGUUUCUUAGAGAAGUGUUACUCGUCCUGCGUCUGUAAUAAUCGAUUCCAAGCAUCGAACUGAACCGCCUUGGACGCGCGAACCGGGUACCAGACCGCGACCUUGACGAACCACGUGGAGGAUCGCCAGAGAGUAGCCCAGUGAAUGGAAAAACUGUACGUGCGUCGGGACUGUCUGUGGGGUUGAUACCGAUUGUGUACGUCGUUUGUGCGUUCCUGGAUCUAGUGCCAAUAAAAAGAGACUACGAUUCGCUGCUCGCCUCCAUGAACAGUCGCAAGACUUAGGGGACUAAUCGAUCGACCAAUUGGACGCAAUGUGCGAAGCGGUGCCGCGUACUUGGUAUAUGAAACCGGAACUUCACUACAGCGCCAUUGGAGUUCCGGCGGGCGCCCUGUCACCCCCGGCAACGCUCUCACCGCCUAGCAGCCCUAGCGUCACGCUGCCGCCUUCGCCGUGGAGUCCUGGCGCGGCAGGAAGUAGCUUGAACACCACGGCGACAUCCUCCAAUCCUUCUUCGGUUUCCUCCACCAGCCUCGGCCAACCGACACCGGACCGUUUCAGCGCUUUCACCCUCGUCUCCACCUGCAAUCCCGACGCCAGACUUCAGAAUCUACCACUGACCACCACAACCACCGCACGAGAGAUGCGUUGUGGCCUGAUGUAUAGUGGUUAUGGGUCGACCGGGGCUGCAUGGUGGGCUGCUCAACACCAGUUGAGUCUCUUGCUGCCCCAUUCCCUGUUGCCACCCUCGAGGAUUUCUAGCCAGCAAACUACACCAGUUGCAAAUUGCUCACCUAUUCACCCGGAACCCCUGAACACGUCCAGAGCUGGCUCGCCACGAAGAUGCACCCCGGAGAAGGCGAAGUUCGAGGAGGAGGCGCCGCUAAACUUAAGUACCAAACCUAACGACGUUUCGUCCACUAUGAACCGAAAGAGUGAAAUUUGGUCACCAGGGACAGUGUGCGAGAGGGAAGCGAAAGAAACCAGGAUACUAUCAUCCAGGAGUCCAUCCUCGACGCCUGUAAUCACUCGACAAAUCCAUCAUUCACCGUUGACACCGCCCUCCUCUUCGGAAAGGACAUUCCAAUGUAAACAAUGUGGAAAAGCCUUCAAACGUUCAAGCACUCUCAGCACUCAUCUUUUAAUACACUCUGACACCAGACCGUAUCCCUGUCAAUAUUGCGGCAAGAGGUUUCAUCAGAAAUCAGACAUGAAGAAGCACACUUACAUUCAUACCGGUGAGAAGCCGCAUAAAUGCGUGGUAUGUGGCAAGGCGUUCUCCCAGAGCAGCAAUCUGAUCACGCACAUGCGUAAGCACACGGGCUACAAACCGUUCCAGUGUGGUCUCUGCGACAAGGCGUUCCAGAGGAAGGUGGAUCUGCGACGACAUCGAGAAGGACAGCAUCCAGCCGCCCCGGCGCUCGAUUAUCGCUCCCUUCAACUACCCUCGCAGCCCGCCAACGUUAAACACUCUCCACCUUUACAACCUGCGCCCGGUUAUCACAUGAUACCUGUCCCCGGUAAUAGUUGAGAUUCUUUCACGAUCUUGUCACGAACACCGUCUGCCUGUCAUUUCCUUCUUCUUGCUCUUUGUCCCCGCGUGAAUGCUGAAGAGGCACAGUUGAAGAGAGAGAAGAGGAUCGUUGGAAAGCGAUUGUGGUGAAUUUGAAAUAGAUUUGCAGAUAAAUACUAUACAUAGCAAAAUGAGAGAUAAGCAAGAGAUGGAUAUGCGGAUCCAAAUUGGAAGAUAAUGGAUGGAUAGGAUGAUAUAGUAUGUGUGUAGGGUGUUGAGAGGUUUGUUGGUAGAAUGAAGAUAAAAGAUAAGAAAAAGAGCGUGUAUUAUUAGUAUCAAAUAGAUAUGAAAUCUAUUCCCUGUUUCGGUAACUGCGGUAGAUUUGAAGUUCAAGUAUUCUUUAGGUUGCUGUAGCUACACCUGAUGUUGCUAUAGCUACACCUUGCUCAGAUUUUAACAAUCCUCGGAAAAAUUCAAAUCGAAGGAAACAUUGUAAUAUUAGAAAUCGACUGCAAAAUUUAGCUACUCUUUUUUACGAUUGCUAUGUCGCAAAUAAAAGAACCAUAUUUUAACAAAUUUCAUAAUUUCCAGUACAACCGACGAUCAUACGUUGUACAGAAGAAAACUAUCUUUUUUCCAAACGACUCGAAUCACACGUUUCCACAUCUUUGGAAUAUUACAAUUUUUCUCAACACCCUCUAUUCACGCUCGUGUGCAAAACACGGAAAUAUCAAAAGAUCACAAGAACAAACGAGGAAGAAUGCUCGAUCAUACGAUGCACGGUAGUUCGAUAGAGAUUCAAAGCGGACAAAAGUACGUCCAUCGUGAUCGAUGAAUCACGCAUUCCACAAACAGUCGCUUAUAUUUCGGACGCAACAAAUUUGCAUUUUCUAUCAUCAAAGGAAGAUUCGAACUGCGUAACGAACGUAUUAGAUAUAGGCAGACACCUGUUCCAAGUGGCUGGCUCUGUUAAUAACCGGUACUUGUAUACCUGCGAGCUGUUCAACAAUGAAAAAACGCCUUAGGGGAGGCACGCUUUUGCAUAUUUCUCGAGCUAAACUAGCGGUCCUCGGCGAGUGUUACGAGAUCGACCAUUGUUUUAAGGUAGGGAACCUUCAGCCGUCCAUUAUUGCUGUACUUUCGGUAUGUAACGUACAUGUAUAUAUAUAAAUAUACAUCUUAUAUAGAUAUAUAUUGACAAAAAUUAUAUGUUAUAUAUAUAUAUAUAUAUGUGUGUGUGUAUAAUUUUAUAUAUAUAUAUAUAUGUAUAUAUAUACACGCAUUCAAGCAAGCAGAUACGUGUGUAUACAUAUGUACACGUAUAUACGUGCGUGUAACGUACAAAAAUACGUGUUUAGGAAAAGUUAAAGAUAUUAUAGAGGAUUAUGGAAUACUUUAGUUAAAAAAAGAAAAAAAGUAUUGAUUUUCAUUUUAUCAUAUAUUUGCAUGUGUGUACACAUAUAUCGGCGCGUAUAAAUCCGUAUAAUACUAUAUCCGAGCCAGCGUUACCAAUUGCACGUGCAGGGUUUUCAAAUACUUAGUUGUAUGCUCAUUUACAUUUAGAAGCGAUUUUACUAAUCACUCUUAAUCGCUCGAGUGGCAAUGCGUCGAGUGAAAUAUAAUUCCAUGGAUCUUCGUAUUUCGUAUAAAAAAUAUAAAAACCAUUUGUUAGCGUUGUAAGAAAAAUGUAUAAACGAUCUUGUAACAUAUCUGAUCCUUAGAAAACCACGUUUUUUUUUUUCUUUAAAGAUUAUUAAGAUGAAUAUAAAAUGAAUUCGUUCGACGAUCAAAUCUGUGGGACGAGAAAUAAUUGAAUUUGUAUCUUGUAAAACUUGUUAUGCUAUCGUCAUCUCUGAAAGUGACGACAAUAACGAAGAUACAGAAUAAAGCGUAGGUAAUCGUAAUUAAAUUGCCACUCGAGAGAUUGGAAAGUAAGAAGUUCUCUCGAAGUGUGUUUUUAUAUAAUAAUUAAAUAUCGAUCGAGUAUCGAUUAAAUGUACAGUCGUGCCGCAAUAAUCACCAUGCUGCCCGGUAUUUUUCAUAUUUUUUACUAUUUCUACCUCCUGCAAUCAGACUCACGAGUGGACAGAAGGUCUAUUUCAAAGGAACGUGUCUUAUUUAAAUUAUUCGUUUUUAUUAAUAACGCUAUUUCAUCGUACCUUUUAGUUUAGGAAUUUUUGAUCGCAAAUACGAAGAUGAAUUAUUAUUAAAAAUAAGCGGAUCUUUUCUUAAUGCUUGACAAUUGUUCGCGCGAUAUUUUUAAAAUAUGUACGAAAUUUAUAUCUAGAGUUGUAAAAAAUAUGCAUGGAUAAUAUUAAUUUUAUGUUUAGGUAGAAAUCUUAUCUUUUGUUAGCUUGUAAAAUUCCUUUUUCGGAAAGUAUAGAAAUUAUAAAAUGAAUUAUAUUUUCCAAAACCAAAGAAAUGUUCAUUCAUCUCGUGCAAUUAAUAUUAGUUUUAUUUAGAUUCUCACGGAGAAAUUAAAUGGCAAAAUCUCAAGUGCUUUUUAUUUGCGAUAAAAAUUUCUGGUCAAAUACUGAGACUCCAUUGGUGCCAUCGGCAGCAAGAAAUAGAUUUUUGUCCGAGAAAAUGAACAAAAAGACGCACACUUUUAAGCUCACCUUAAAUUCAAUCUAGUUGAAGGAGAAAUGUCAUAAAUCGGAAACUUGUGUCCUUUUAUCAGCAAUUUCUCAAGCUUAGAGCCACUUGUUAAAGAAAUUAUUAAUUAAGCGCUGUUCUUCGAUACGUUCCGCCCUUCAAAUUGAACUAAUUGCACAAAAGUAAUUGCGAAAGGAAAAAAUUCGGGGACGAUGUAUUGUAAAUAAUUUUAUGUUCUCGUCGAAUUAGGAGAGAAACGAGGCAGAAAGGAAAAAAGAAGGACUAAACGAUUUCAUUAGAAAUUCGAUGUCUGGCAAAGAAUCAUAGCGGCUAGAGGACCAAAGAUAUAUUAUAAGUCGGACCUAGUCGAAUGGUAUUGUUCGGGUAGAGAUGAAAAUUCAGUGAAAAUGUAAAUCGCCACGCCCGAAAAUUCACCAAAGACUUUGGUCCUUUUUUGCGUACGUACGAAUUGUAUUAUAUCUACUAUUAAGAUUAAUCGAUCGUCCAAUUGAGAGCGAAAACUUGUGAAAGCGAGAUAUCACCGUAAGAACUUGAUAUUUUUUCAAUGUCUCUAAUUAGAAUCGUCGAAAUAAUUGUUAAACCGUGCGAUCGCGUCUUAUGGUUAUGACCGUAAUUAUCGAAUUUUAAUACGUCGACGAACAAAGAGUUGUAUUCGAUGGAAUAAUCGAUGUUAACCCUGGAACUAUCGUAAUUAAUUCGUUUUCACGACCCGUGGAUCUUUAAGAUCUGCCUUCUUGGAAAAUAUCACAGCCACUGAUUUUCCACGAUUCUUCGACGAAGUAAUCGUAAUAACUCUGUAAAUUUCUUUCGAACGUUUGAUUAUGACAAAAUGAUGACCUAAGGGUUAACGAUUAGUGAAAUUUAGAUAAGGAGGAAAGGCCGAUAGAUCGAUAAGUAGAUUUAAUCGUAUGAGAGUGUGAGAGGCGUGCGAUUGUCGAGCGUAUUCGCGAGGGACUUGUAUUAAUCGGUAAAACCAAAAAAUAUGUUCAUAAUUGGUAUAAAAAUGGUAUCAAUUGAAUAAAUUGUUUUUCUUACAAAAUACAUA
This is a messenger RNA of Bombus terrestris (buff-tailed bumblebee), 5533 nucleotides long. Its product is annotated as zinc finger protein 628. NCBI's taxonomy places the organism in Eukaryota, Metazoa, Arthropoda, Insecta, Hymenoptera, Apidae. The transcript has 6 exons. The coding region runs from base 673 to 1890 and encodes 405 amino acids. Gene Ontology annotation, biological process: regulation of transcription by RNA polymerase II. Gene Ontology annotation, cellular component: nucleus. The record is from RefSeq and is a predicted model, not a curated record. Gene Ontology annotation, molecular function: DNA-binding transcription factor activity, RNA polymerase II-specific; RNA polymerase II cis-regulatory region sequence-specific DNA binding.